Rotaria sp. Silwood1 is the source of this 1071-nucleotide messenger RNA. Lineage: Eukaryota; Metazoa; Rotifera; Eurotatoria; Philodinida; Philodinidae. The record is from the annotation of a GenBank genome assembly.
AUGAAAGAUAUUCAGAUAGGUAAAAAUCAUACAAAUACAACGGAUAUAUCCUCAAAGGAUAAUCUAAUUAUAAUUUUUCCUUAUAUCAUUAAAAUUUUAUCUCGAUAUUUAUUACCAUUUAUUUUAUUAUUUGGUAAUAUCAGUUGUCUAUUAUCACUUAUAGUUUUUCUUCAAAAAUCUAUGCGUAAAAAUCCAAGUGGUCUCUAUUUUUUAUCAUCAACAUUAUGUAAUAUAAUAUUUAUUAAUACAAUGAUAGUUGCAACAAUUCUUUAUUUUGGUUUUAAUAUUGAUCCAAGUGGAAAUAUUUUAAUUAUUUGUCGAAUUCAAUUUUAUAUUGGAUUUGUAACUACUAUACUUAGUUCUACUUUUCUUGUUUUAGCUUCAAUAGAUCGUUAUAUAAUAAGUUCAACAAAUUAUAAUAAUCAUCGAUUUAGUACUCAUUCAAUGGCAAUAAAAUUUAUAUUUAGUAUAACAAUAUUUUGGUGUAUUAUGCAUAUUCAUGCAUUUUUUUUUAUUAUUAAACCAAAAGAUAAUAAUAAAAUGUUUUAUUGUACAUUGAAAACUGGUACAUAUACACUUAUAAUAAUUUUCUAUGAAUUUAUUAUUCAAGAUCUUCUAACACCUAUAUUGAUGAUUUUAUUUAGUUUACGUACAAUUAUAAACGUACGCCAUGUUAUGGUAAAUUCAAUGAGUAGAUUACAGUCUGUUGAUCGUCAAUUGCUUAUUAUUAUGUUAUCACAAUGUUUUGUUUAUUUAAGUUUUCGUUUACCAUUACUUAUUUAUUUUGUUUCUGAUUAUAUUAUAAAAAAUUCAAGAAAAUAUAUUCGAUAUUGGACAGUCAAUAUGAUCAUCUUUUAUUUAUCAUUAUUAUCUUUUUUUAUUCCAUAUUGUGUUUUUUUCUUUAUUAAUUUAAUAUCACAUAGUUUUCGUGUUGAAUUUAAACGUUUAAUAAAACAUCUUAUUCGACGUUAUUUUAAAAAAUUACGAAAAUCAAAAAAACAUCGACAUAAUCAAGUAUAUCCAAUGGAAAUUAUUCAAAGACCAGCACCUAUUGAAAUGACUUUACGAUAA